AACUUGACGACCGGCCGACCGGAACGUUUAAAUGCGGGCAAAAGGAAAGAAGAAAUUCAGAGGGAAGAGAGCGACUUGUGACGAUUACCCACAAACAUAAAUGCAAAGAAAUGGAGGCCCACCAUCUCCCCAGAUUCAAACCCUAAACAUUGCUCACUUGGGUUUCCUUUUCUAGGAAGAAACAGGGAAAUAAUUUGAAGCUAAAUCUCUCUGUUAUCGCCCUUCUCCUUUUACUUCGCCGGAAUCUGAACCCGAUCGUCGCCGGUGGACUUCCUCCUCCGACCAACCCAUUCAUAUUUAGCUUUGCUUUCUCAUUUUUGCCCUUUAGAUCUAUCUUUGGUUGAAAGAUCCUAUUCGCCUGUGGCGAUACUUCUGAUCGAAUUUCCCUAUUUAUUUACUCUCUUUUUUGUUGGGUUCUUAGAGUAUGUAGCCUACACUCUUUAUUUUGUUUUUUUCUUCGUAAAAAAUUCUUUUUUUCUCUCUUCCUCUCUUUCUAACGGUUCUUCUCUGCUUAACCCUAGGGUUUGUCUUCGAAUCUUCCUGAUUCGGAGGGGGAGGCUCAUGGGACCAAGCUUUCUCCCUCUGGUCAGGGCUAGAGUGAAGUUAAUUUGAAAUGUGUUUAUGGGUCGAGUUGGGAAUUGCGGAUUUCGUUGGUUUGAGUGAUUUUUCUUUGUGAGUGAUAAUUUCAGUUGCUCUGCUUUUGGAGAUGAGCUGUUUUUCUUGCAUUCGUACUCGUUGUAAAGACGCCAGCAAGGUCGAAAUUGACAACGAAACUGGAAAAGGGAAGGAAUCACAAAACAGAGGUGGAAACAACCGGAAAUGUGGAGCUGCGCGAAGCUUCCCGUUUCGCGAAUUGGCGACUGCCACAAGAGGUUUCAAAGAAGUGAACUUGAUUGGUGAAGGGGGUUUUGGAAGAGUUUACAAAGGCCGAUUAGAAUCAGGCCAGAUUGUUGCAAUCAAACAACUCAAUCAUGAUGGUCUUCAAGGAUAUCAGGAAUUCAUCGUUGAAGUUCUCAUGUUAAGUUUAUUGCAUCACAGUAAUCUUGUCACAUUGAUUGGCUAUUGUACUGAUGGAGAUCAAAGGCUGUUGGUCUAUGAGUACAUGUCGAUGGGAAGCUUGGAAAAUCAUCUUUUUGGUUUGUUGCCCAAACGAUCGCCAUUGAGUUGGAACACUCGAAUCAAGAUUGCACUUGGUGCUGCACAGGGCCUCGAGUAUCUUCACUGCACAGCCAAUCCGCCAGUCAUUUACCGUGACUUGAAAUCUGCAAAUAUUUUACUGGACGAUGAUUUCAAUCCAAAGCUCUCCGAUUUUGGACUGGCCAAGUUAGGACCAGUUGGCGACAACACUCAUGUUUCCACCAGAGUUAUGGGAACGUAUGGCUAUUGUGCUCCGGAGUAUGCCAUGAGUGGGAAACUGACCCUUAAAUCUGAUAUCUAUUGCUUUGGUGUAGUUCUCUUGGAGAUAAUUACAGGUAGAAAAGCUAUAGACACCACCAAGAAACCUGGAGAGCAAAAUCUUGUUGCUUGGUCUCGCCCUUUUUUAAAAGACCGGAGGAAGUUUGUUCAAUUAGUCGACCCACUGCUGGAAGGGCGCUAUCCACUUCGUUGUCUACACCAUGCAAUCGCAAUUGCUGCAAUGUGUCUGCAGGAGCAGCCAAUGUUCCGUCCAAUUAUCAGUGAUAUUGUUGUAGCCCUUGAAUAUUUAGCUUCUCAGAGUCACGCAUCAGAACAACCAAGGGACGGGGUACGUAGUCCGUCCAAACUAUCUCCUCAAGGGGACAGUAGUGCCCAUGUUCAAGAUUCAAGAUGCGGAAAGAGUUCAACAUCCAAGUAAGGGUGGCUGCUAUAGAAGUCUUCGCACAGCUCUGUAAGGCAUCAGAUCAAUUAUCUCGAAUUAUUGUUUCUUCGAUCGGAAUAUCGUUUACUGUACACAGAGAAAUAGCCAGCUUUUCUUUUAGCGAAGAUUGUAGAAAGAAAUCUUUGCUAAAAGAAAAGGCCUGACUAUUUACAUCGGUUUAAGUAGUUAAUCUAAAAGGAAAAGGCCAUUUGAAGAUCUCAAGCAUUGAUUCUUCUUAUAUAUAGUUUAUGAUAAACCAUUCAAGAACGAUACAGAUUUUGUUUUUCGACUCGAUUUUUUAAUCGAAUCCGAAUAUGAUUCGAGUUGCAUUUCAUGUAUUUGGUUGCAGGUGCAUUUGCCGGCGAUAGAGAAACCCGACCAACUCCAAUCUCCUGUUUAAUAUUGUAGAAUAAGUAUCUAAAUUUGCAAGUAAUCCACAUGCAUUUUUGAAUGACAAUAUCUCUCCUUUGGUGGUAGUUGCACAUAUUUCAGGUAAUAUGGGUUGUUUGCCUUCAAUACAGACUUAGAUCAAAUAGUUUCAUACA
This is a messenger RNA of Cucumis melo (muskmelon), 2382 nucleotides long. RefSeq names its product probable serine/threonine-protein kinase PBL21. NCBI's taxonomy places the organism in Eukaryota, Viridiplantae, Streptophyta, Magnoliopsida, Cucurbitales, Cucurbitaceae. Bases 707 to 1834 code for a protein of 375 amino acids. The transcript has 5 exons. Gene Ontology annotation, biological process: protein phosphorylation. Gene Ontology annotation, molecular function: ATP binding; protein kinase activity. The record is from RefSeq and is a predicted model, not a curated record.